CCCAAACCAUUCUGGGAUUCUAUUAGAUGCAGACAAAAUUUAUUUUUUAAAAUUUGCACGACUCUGAUACUUGGGUAGUGUUGCUCUCAUCAUUGUUAUUAGUGUGAACAAAACCCCACUUUUCAUAGUUAGCUUUAAUACCUACUCCUUAGUUUAUGCUAGAAACAGGAAAGCCUUAGAAGAAAAAAUGCAAGUUACAUUUCAAAAAUAAUUUUCUGAAAUCACAGUGUUAUCCUAAAGGAAUAAUGAUAAUUUUUGUUUGAUUUGUGGAUGGCUUUUGUUGUUAUGUUUUAAAUUUUUCUGGGUUGAAAUUUGUGUUACUUGGGAGAAAUCAGUACAGUUUACAGUGAGCCCCACUUUGGGCUCAUAUUGUUUGGAUCAGUGAAGUUUGGCAUCCCCAGGUUUUGGUGGUUUCUAGCUGGAAGCACAGAUCCAACCACACUUGAAGCUUUUUCCUCCUUAAAGCUGCUACUUCAAGGUGAGACAAAUCAGAACAAGUAAUUGUUUAAACUUAAAAGUGUGUGUACUAAAUACAGGAAUUAUUACAAAGGCAGGAAAUAGGGCUUUCAAAUGAGUGCUUUGGAAUUGUGAGGUUUGACUGGACUUGUCAACCCCCUUGCCUAGAUUUAUUUCUGAUUUUUUUUUGGAUUUUCUGUGAUGAGCACUAAGCUUGAUAUGGAAAUAUUGAAACUUUUUACUGGGGAAUGAUUUAUUGUUUAGUGACUUGGGAACUCUGAGUGGAGUUUGUCAGGACCAGCUUCAGAUUCCUGCUGUAAAGUGCAGGUGUCACAAUAUCAGUUAUCAAAUCAUGGAGAGAGCAGCAGAAAAGUGGUUUAGGUGCAGUUCACAACUUGUGAGGAUUUUAUGGAAUAGUUCUGGUGCUUCCAGGCAACUUUGGAGUGAGGAUAAAACCUGGAAUGUUAUUAUUUUAUGAACUGUGGUAUGGAUUAAUAAGGACAGCGUGCCUAAGAGUUUUAAAGUAUUCUGGUUUUUAGGAACUCCAUCAGAAUUUGUGUUAUUAAUACAAAAUAUUCUGGUUUUUAGGAACUCUGUCGGAAUUUGUGUUAUUAAUACAGAGUAUCAAAGCAGUGCAAUGUCUUCAAAUGCAACACAACUGCUCUGUAGCUAAAAUUUAAGUGCUAUAAAUUUCCCUUGGAGUGACAUGAAUUACUUCAAAAUCAUCCAUGAAAUCAGCCAGUGAGGGAACUCCCUGGAAUCAUCACACCAGCAACUUCCCCAUACUUGAGGUGGAAUUUAUAAUGGUGGAUAUUUUUUUGUAGUUCAGUUUUUCAUUUAAAAAGCCUCUGUGUCUGUGUGUUGGUCCUUAAAGGUGUGUGAUAGGUCGACAGCAAUCUCAAAUCCAAUCCCAAAAAUCCCAAAACUCUACAGCCAGUUUGGGAUUAGUAAAGGAAAAAAGACUUUUAAUAUCAAUAAGGCUGUGCAAAUCCUGCAAGUGGAAGGAGGGGACAGCCCAAAUUCUCAAAAUACACACUUGCCCACGUGCCAAGUUAUUUUAUUUUUACAGUUGGUUUUAUUUUAAAAUUGUCAUCGCUGUGUUAGAUGAAAUCCACCUUUAUUUAUGGUAGACACCAGAGCUGGGUGGAUGUCACCCAGCGAAAUAGUUGGAAAAUACAUGGGAUUAUUUAACCGAUUAAAAAGAUUCUGCACCAAUUCCUAACCCUGCCUGUAUUCAAACUACAAAAGUACUUGGAGAUCCUCCCCCUCUCUCCUGAAAGCUGUUCUCUUUGGUCAGGUAUUGAAUAAUUUAUAUCAUGUGAGACUCUUGCACAUGAUGUAUUCAUCCCUUGUUUAGCGCUUACAUUCAUGGUUUGGCAUGCUGGCUGUACAUUGAUAUGGGAGAUGCUUCCCAUUUUUUCUCUACCAACUGUUUAAAUAUAUCUUGUGCCUCAGUAACUACAAAUGGGAAAUAGAAUAAUUCAAGUAAUUUCCCUUGAUGGGUUUGAUGCAUAGGAAAAGAUUUCUUUUUUAAUUUUUUUUUAAAAUAUAUAUCUGUUUGUACAAAAGGAGAGCUUUAAAGACGAUGCUGAUAUUUAUGCUAACUUUCUGUUCAGCUGGAAAUGCUGGGUAUUGAUUUGGGAUAAAAUAUUGGGUGUUUUUCACCUCUCGUGCGGUUUGACGUGCUGCCACGCAGCAGGUAAUUUAUUCCAUCGCUAAUUAGUUUUGCUCUGCAAACUGCAAAUUGUGAGUAAUGUUCUUUGGAGGUGGGGGAAGGAGGAGGCGCUGCACCAACACGAGGAACUCUCGGUUAAGUGCUGAUAAAAGUCUUUCCGUGCAAGGCCAGCGGAGCAGCCCAGCACAGGGAUUAGCGCUGCAAAGUCCCGGCCCAGCCCGGAUUGCUCGGGAAAUCUUGUGAGCCCCUGGCCAGGGAACGCUGCUGCUGCUGCUGGGGCUGCGAGAGGAGCACAAAGGAAACGCAAUAAAUGGGUUCCAAAAGCUGCCUCGAGAUAAAGAAUGGGCGGCACUGAUUUUUGGGGUGUGUGGUGCACACACGCUGUGGAGUUCCUUCUGGUUUAGGGCAUACAGGGAGAGAUUUCAGGAGCUUCACUGAGGGAGUUGCUGGUGUUCCAGGGCAUGGAAGGGGAUAAGUCAGUAGUUUCACUCCUGCUAAAAUGUCCCAAAUGAAGUUACUAAUUCAGGGAGAGAUUUCAGGAGCUUCACUGAGGGAGUUGCUGGUGUUUCAGAACAUGGAAUGAGAUAUGUCAGUACUUUCACUGCUGCUAAAGUAUCCAAAAUGAAGUUACUGAAUCAGGGAGAGAUUUCAGGAGCUUCUCUGAGGGAGUUGCUGGUAUUCCAGGGCAUGGAAGGAGAGAUUUCAAUAGUUUCACUCCUGCUAAAGUGUCCAAAAUGAAGUUGUUGAAUGAGGGAGAGAAUUCAGGAGCUUCACUGAGGGAGUUGCUGGUGUUUCAGAACAUGGAAUGAGAUAUGUCAGUAGUUUUCACUCUUGCUAAAGUAUCCAAAAUGAAUUUACUGAAUCAGGGAGAGAUUUCAGGAGCUUCACUGAGGGAGUUGCUGGUGUUCCAGGGCAUGGAAGGAGAUAUGUCAGUAGUUUCACUGCUGCUAAAAUGCCCAAGAUGAAGUUGUUGAAUGAGGGAGCGGGUAAAACUCUGAAGUUCUGUUGGAACUGACAUUUUGGGCGCUUGGUAAAAUGAGGUUCCCCGCUGCAGCUCUGUCAAGUUGGGCCGUGCCGGGGCCCCUCAAAGCCGGGAUGGCUCUGCCCGUGCCCCCUCCUUCCCCGAGCCCCGGUGCUGUCCCCGCUGUGCCAGGGCGGCGAGGCCACCCCGGCGGUGUCUCCUGGCCAGUGGCACCUUGUCCCCUGUCCGGUGGCACCUUGGCGGAGCCCCGGAGAACAGGAAGCACCCCCCACCCCCUCGGCAGGUGAGUGACUCGCAGCGGCGCUGGCACAUCGCUGCCGGGCUCGGCAAAGUGCAGUAAAACAUGCCCGGCAUCGCUGCGGCCGCCACGGCGUAGAGAGAGACAGAGAGAGAGACAGAGAGAGGGGACAGUGCUGCUGCUGCUGCUGCAGGGACAGCCGGGGGCUUCCAGAGAGGAGAGACUUCAGCAUGCAAACCUUCAUCUGUUCGGCUUGCACCAUCGUUUUCAUUCCAUGCUGCUGGCCUUCAGAUGGCUGGACAGAUGUCCCAUUCGCAUCAGCAGUACAGUGACCGGCGGCAGCAGAACAUCAGCGACCAGCAGGUCUCGGCCUUAUCCUACGCUGAGCAGCUCGAGCAGCCACUCCCCCUGACAAACCAGAGGCGGAUGCCCCAAACUUUUCGUGAUCCAGCCACUGCUCCAUUGAGGAAACUCUCCGUAGAUUUGAUCAAAACAUACAAGCAUAUUAAUGAGGUUUACUAUGCAAAAAAAAAACGGCGGCAUCAGCAGGGCCAGGGAGAUGAUUCCAGUCACAAAAAGGAGAGGAAAGUUUACAAUGAUGGUUAUGAUGAUGACAACUACGACUACAUUGUGAAAAAUGGGGAGAAGUGGAUGGACCGCUAUGAAAUCGACUCUUUAAUAGGCAAAGGAUCCUUUGGACAGGUUGUGAAGGCUUAUGACCGAGUGGAGCAGGAGUGGGUGGCCAUCAAAAUCAUCAAAAACAAGAAGGCUUUCCUAAACCAGGCCCAGAUUGAAGUGAGACUGCUCGAGCUGAUGAACAAACAUGACACUGAGAUGAAGUACUACAUAGUGCAUUUGAAGCGUCACUUCAUGUUCAGGAACCACCUGUGCUUGGUGUUUGAGAUGCUGUCCUACAACCUGUACGACCUGCUGAGGAACACCAACUUCCGCGGCGUGUCCCUCAACCUGACGCGCAAGUUCGCGCAGCAGAUGUGCACGGCCCUGCUCUUCCUGGCCACCCCCGAGCUCAGCAUCAUUCACUGUGACCUAAAACCAGAGAACAUCCUGCUCUGCAACCCCAAAAGGAGCGCCAUCAAGAUCGUGGAUUUUGGCAGUUCGUGUCAGCUUGGGCAGAGGAUAUACCAAUAUAUCCAGAGUCGUUUUUAUCGAUCACCAGAGGUGCUACUGGGAAUGCCUUAUGACCUUGCAAUUGAUAUGUGGUCCCUUGGGUGUAUUUUAGUCGAGAUGCACACUGGAGAGCCUCUCUUUAGUGGGGCAAAUGAGGUGGAUCAGAUGAAUAAAAUAGUGGAAGUUUUGGGGAUACCACCAACCCACAUCCUCGACCAAGCACCCAAAGCAAGAAAGUUCUUUGAGAAGUUGCCAGAUAGCACUUGGAACUUGAAGAAGACCAAAGAUGGAAAAAGGGAAUACAAACCACCGGGAACUCGCAAACUCCACAAUAUCCUGGGAGUUGAGACAGGAGGGCCGGGUGGGCGCCGUGCUGGGGAGUCAGGUCAUACUGUAGCUGACUACUUGAAGUUCAAAGACCUCAUCUUAAGGAUGCUUGACUACGACCCCAAGACACGAAUCCAGCCCUACUACGCCCUGCAGCACAGUUUCUUCAAGAAAACGGCGGACGAAGGUACCAACACGAGUAACAGCGUGUCCACGAGUCCUGCCAUGGAGCAGUCACAGUCUUCAGGAACCACCUCUAGUACAUCUUCAAGCUCAGGUGGAUCUUCUGGCACGAGCAACAGCGGAAGGGCGCGGUCGGACCCCACGCACCAGCAUCGACACAGCGGUGGGCACUUCACUGCUGCUGUGCAAGCUAUGGACUGUGAAACACACAGCCCACAGGUUCGGCAGCAGUUUCCCCCUCCCAUCGGUUGGACAGCCACCGAAGCUCCCACCCAGGUCACCGUGGAGAACCACCCGGUUCAGGAAACCACCUUCCAUGUAAACCCUCAGCAACAGAACGCAUUACACCAUCACCACGGCAACAGCUCCCACCACCACCACCAUCACCACCACCACCACCACCACCAUGGACAGCAAGCCUUGGGCAGCCGGACCAGGCCGAGAGUCUACAAUUCUCCAACAAACAGCUCCUCCACCCAGGAUUCUAUGGAGGUGGGCCACAGUCACCACUCCAUGACAUCCCUGUCUUCCUCAACUACUUCUUCCUCUACAUCUUCCUCCUCUACUGGUAACCAAGGCAAUCAGGCCUAUCAGAACCGCCCAGUGGCUGCUAAUACCUUGGACUUUGGACAGAACGGAGCUAUGGACAUGAAUUUAACAGUCUACUCUAAUCCGCGCCAAGAAACUGGCAUAGCUGGACAUCCCACGUACCAGUUUUCUGCUAAUACAGGUCCUGCUCAUUACAUGACUGAAGGACACCUUGCCAUGAGGCAAGGCAUUGAUAGAGAAGAGUCUCCCAUGACAGGAGUUUGUGUUCAGCAAAGUCCUGUGGCUAGCUCGUGACUAAACUGAAACUAAGUUUGUUUCUUGUGUGUUUUUAUAGAAGUGGUGUUUUUCCAAAAAAAAAACAAAGUGCAAAGCUGCUUGAAUCAGAAGGAGAUAAACUCACUGAACCGCUACAGGAGGGCAAAGUUGACUAUUUUUUUAAACUUGAAAAGAUUGCAAAGGGACAAUGAAGUUUUUUUUUGUUGGUUUUUUGCUGGGGGGAGGUUUUUUUGGUUGGUUUAUUUUUUUUUAAGAGCCAUGUCUGGACCCACCUUAACGAAUAGCUUAGUGGUGUUCACCUUUUGCUUCCCCCAUUUUAACUUGCCACAACCUAGUCAUAGUUUGGUUUUUUUUGGGGAGGGGUUUUGAUUUUUUUAAAUUUAAAUUUUAAUUUUUUUUUUUGCUCUCAUUCGACAGGGGUUAUUGUUCAAACGUUAGUCAUAGUUGCAAACUAGUUUCUUUUUAAAGGCAUUGCACAUGAUUUCUAAAAAAAGGCCCUUUGAAGUUUUUUGGGUGGGAGGGGGAGUGAGUAAUAUAUAUAUUUUUUUUAGUUCCCCAAACAACCAUGGGCACAGAAAUGCAGUACUGUAAGAAAGAGGGACCUUCAGAUUACACAAAUAUAUUAUUCUUCAGCUGUAAAAAGGGACGGUUGUGACGGAGUUUGUGAGGCACAUUGAGCAUGCGAAGUGGCGGUGAGCAGAACUCUCCUUUUCUGAAUCUACUGAGGAUCAAAGCAGCAAUUGUGAUGGGAAUUCUGUGGGUGCCACCUUUUGGAGCCCACGGGCAGUUAGGAUGGAAAUCUGACUGGUUUCAUAACUGAGGUGCACUGAGAAGCAAUCAACGGGUCGGUCCUGGCCAGUCCUGGGGAGGUCUAAGUGGUGGUCUUUGGGAUAACCUUUGGCCUUAUGGAUUUGGACUCUUAAGUUAGAAGAGCCUACCAUUUCAGAUGCAAUCACUUUUGGACAUGCUUUUGCAGACAGUCCUUAAUGCUGAAAACACAGAGAAUGGGUAAUUCAAGAGGCCUUUCUUUUAAAAUAGACUUUUGUGACCCACUUAUUGUAAGGUAUUGCAAGGUCACUUUGCGUGUGUCAUAAAGUUGACUUCCUUAUUGGUUGAAGGUCACAGGAGUAGUGGUUUGCGUUUGAUGGAAAUAGCUACAACUGUGUCCCUUCCUGCUUUUUACUUUUUUCUUUUGCUUUUUCUCGGCACGUGGUUUUCUCCACCAUUACUUCUGCACAAAGACGUCUUCUGUUCAUCCUGAACAUUUUUAAAAAAAAAAAAAAUGCAGAAUUUUAUGUGACUGCUUUUUUGCCUCACAAUUAUGCUGUGAAUUUUACAAAAAUUUAUUUUCUUUUUUGAUAAUUUAUUGUACCAAAGCUGUUUUUAUAGCACAUAGAUGUCUGUAACCAAUAAUGUAGCAGUUCUGCACUUUGACACAAGGUGUAACUAGACCAUUUUUAAAUGUCAGUUGAAAAAUUAUGGCUGUACUAUUGCUUAAACAAAACUGGAACUGUUGUUGAAUUCAUAGCCAAUACAUUUACAGCAAUCUGUGUACUGAAGAUAAUAGAUUGACAUCUACUCGGAGACUAUAACAUCUGUUACAUUAUCAAUGUGUUCAGGCUUCUGAAGGUUAAAAGGGACACUAGAUCCAGAAGCUAUGAAACCAGCAGUUGAUUCUUGUAUUCCUUAUUAACAAAAUUGUAAACUUGAAGGCAAAGACCUUGAUUGCAUGAACAGGUCCAAAAAAUUAAUAGGCUGAGUAAAGCAAAACCCUCAUGGGAGACCUGAGGUUAGCAGGCUGUAUUUAACAGGUGCCUAAUUUUUGGGUAACGCUGCCUUAAUAUAACACAGUCAGCUUGGCAGUUGCAAAAUUUACGGGCCCAUCCAAGAGAUUUUUUUUUUUUUUUUUUUUGUGGGAAAAGGAAAAAAAAAAAAAAAAAAAAAAAGCUGCGUGAGGAAAAAAAACCUUGGUGAAGGAAUGAAGGUGAGUUCCUUGAUUGCCCAUCCCAGAUGAACAGUGUUGCCCAUCCUCUCUCUUACAGAAGCAGUGAUCUACCUCUGCCAGUCAGCCCUUGGAAAAGUUAAUUUUAGCAGCAAAUGGUCAAUUCCAUGCGGCCAAGUCGUUUUCUCAGUCAAAAAGGUGGAAUUUUUUAUACUCACAGUGGCAACACAGCAGCUGACUACCAUGUAAAUGGGAAGGAAUCCUUGGGAUUAGCUCUUUUUUUGUAAAUCAUGGUUUUCCUGAUCAAAUAUUUCUUUUCAUACCGACACAUCAACCCUGUGGAUGAAAGCAGAUUUCCCCUCCCUCCCCCCCCUUUUUUUUUUCUUUUGGUUGGUUUUCUUUUGAAGCUCAAUAAUUCAGAGAAGUUUAUGGGAUUUGGAAGGCUGUCACCUUAGGAAAGAAUGCUGAGUUUAGCAAUAUCAAAUAAAAGGAAUCCAGUUCUUACUGCUGUCUAGGAAUAUAAGGGUAAAAUGGAAUCUGGGUAACACCACGCACCACCCCUUAGCAAGCGCCAAAAAAACCCCACCAAACCUAAAGCAGUUCAAAGAAAUAACCUCUACAUCGAGAAGAAAACAAACAAACAAAAAAUCAUAAAAUCCAGUGCUUCUGCAUACUGUGUUAUGUUACAGUCCAGUUUUGUGUGCUUUACUACACAGUUUGGUUACAGGACUUCUGUGCAUUGUAAACAUAAACAGCAUGGAAAAGGUUAAAUACCUGUGUUCAGAUUGUAAGAUCUAGUCCGGACUUGCUGUGUAUAUUGUAACGUUAAAUGAAAAGACAAGCCCUUUGUAUUAUAGUCAUGCAGUCUUAUGUAUGAUAAACAGUUGAAUAAUUUGUC
This is a messenger RNA of Motacilla alba alba, 8654 nucleotides long. RefSeq names its product dual specificity tyrosine phosphorylation regulated kinase 1A (gene DYRK1A). Gene Ontology annotation, cellular component: nucleus. Gene Ontology annotation, molecular function: protein serine/threonine/tyrosine kinase activity; transcription coactivator activity; protein serine/threonine kinase activity. NCBI's taxonomy places the organism in Eukaryota, Metazoa, Chordata, Aves, Passeriformes, Motacillidae. The transcript has 11 exons. Bases 3643 to 5832 code for a protein of 729 amino acids. The record is from RefSeq and is a predicted model, not a curated record. Gene Ontology annotation, biological process: positive regulation of DNA-templated transcription; protein autophosphorylation; peptidyl-serine phosphorylation.